Molecule: messenger RNA, 3434 nt
Organism: Archocentrus centrarchus (flier cichlid)
Lineage: Eukaryota; Metazoa; Chordata; Actinopteri; Cichliformes; Cichlidae
Gene: manba
Product: mannosidase, beta A, lysosomal
Exons: 17
Coding region: 657-3317 (886 amino acids)
Biological process (GO): carbohydrate metabolic process; glycoprotein catabolic process
Molecular function (GO): beta-mannosidase activity
Source: RefSeq, a predicted model, not a curated record
UCAGUCAAUCUCUAAAGAAAAUCUUUCAGAAAACCUGGAGAACUUUUGUUCAAAAGCACUUUUAAAAAUUACAAGAAAGCCUGGCUCCUUGGAAGCAAAAUAUAAAGAAAUGAGGAGUGGCUCAAGACUUUUGCAUAGUACUGUAUAUUCUUCUGAUUUAAUUAUUGAAGAGUCUUUACCUUACUAUAUAAAUCUCCUUGAGACGACUGUUGUGAUUUGGCACUAUAAAUAAAAUCGAAUUGAAUUGAAUUACAGAAAUUUAUUUUAAGAGGACUGCCACACAAAGGAGUUCACUCACUUCCAUCCAUUGUUAUUUUACUGUGCAGUUUUCAAGCAAUAUAAUGGUAAAAGUCUCUCACCAUGUCACAACCAGUGCUAAAUUUUGCACAGAUGGACUACCUUAUUUAAUCUCUUUAAAACUGACGGAAAAAAAAAUUCCAUGUCUACAUUUAUUAUUACAAAGGUGUACCGGGGUUUUGUUCAAAGGUCAAUUACCAAAGCUGUACCUCUUCGCGCCAUAACUUCCGUCCUACAAGCAGCUGACUGCCACGAGUGGGUCACGUGAAAAACAAGGAAGCGCAGUAUCGGUAAACAACGCUAAAACAAAAAGUGCACACGUUCACAGAGGAUUUGGUGUAUUUGCAAUACCUACAACAAUGCCACUGUGUGUGCGCCUUUCUAGCUGGGCUUUUUUGUGUUUGUUUUCCGGAGUUUUCGCGGUAUUUUUUCAUCAGCAGCAUCUCAGCAUGAGUCUGAACGGCAAAUGGAGGCUGUCAAACUCCAACGCUACACUAUCACUGCCUGCACAAGUGCCAGGCUGUGUCCACUCAGCUCUGCAGCAACAGGGAUACAUCCCGGACCCAUAUUUCAGGUUCAACGAUGUCUCUUAUCGAUGGAUUGCAUUUGACAACUGGACAUACACAACCACAUUUACUGUAUCUCCUGAGCUGAGGAUUAAACAGAAGGUGCUUCUUAUGUUUGACGGCGUGGACACUGUUGGGUCAAUUUCACUCAAUGGGAUUGCUGUUGGAAAGACAGACAACAUGUUUUGUCGAUAUGACUUUUCAGUGAGAGAUUUGCUGAAAGACGGCGAUAAUGUCCUUCAAGUUGUUCUGCUGUCUCCGGUUCUUUACGCGUCUGAGCGGAGAAAAGCUCAUUCGUCGUACAGAAUUCCUCCUGAAUGUCCUCCUGAUGUCCAGAAAGGGGAAUGUCACGUCAAUUUCAUCAGAAAGGAGCAGAGCUCUUUCAGUUGGGACUGGGGACCUUCGUUCCCUACGAUGGGACUAUGGAAAGGAGUUCAACUCGAGGCUUUUGAUGUUCUGCAGCUCAUCCAGGUUUCCUCUGUUCCUUUCUACAAUUAUAGCUGCUCUCAGUGGAGGGUGCAGGUUGAGCUUCAUAUUGAUGCAGUUCAGACAGCACACGGCCAAAUCACACUCUCCAUACCUGAACUGGACUCGGAGCAAACCUUCCAGAUGCAGUUUCUCCCUGGAAAGACCAAGAGCAACUUCACCUUAUUCAUCAACACGGCGAGUCAGCUGAAGCUGUGGUGGCCAAACGGAUAUGGUGAACAACCAUUUUAUCGUCUCACUGUCAGAGGAUUUCAGGAUGGAUUUUUAAUCUUUAACACACAAUCUAAGGUGUAUUUUCGAACGGUGGAACUCAUCCAGGAGCCAAUUGUUGGAUCGCCGGGCUUGAGCUUUUAUUUCCGUAUCAAUGGGAAACCAGUUUUCCUCAAAGGCUCCAACUGGAUCCCAGCCCACUCCUUCCAGGACCAAGUCACCUCUGAUGUCUUAAAGAACUUGUUGCAAUCAGCGGUAGAUGCUAACAUGAAUGCUCUCAGAGUUUGGGGAGGAGGAGUGUAUGAACAGGAUCUCUUUUAUGACAUCUGUGAUGAGCUGGGGAUCAUGGUUUGGCAGGACUUCAUGUUUGCUUGUGCAACGUAUCCCACUGAGGCCGACUUUAUACAGACAGUAAGAGAAGAGGUCGUUCAGCAGGUUCAGCGCCUGAAGUCCCACCCCUCUAUAAUAAUUUGGAGUGGGAAUAAUGAAAACGAAGCUGCUCUGGCAACAGAUUGGUUCAACAUCCCAGCUUCCCAAAGGCUGACGUACAUCAAAGACUAUGUGAUGCUUUAUGUGAACAACAUAAAGAAGAUUGUGCUAGAGGAGGACCAGAGUCGCCCAUUUCUUGUCUCCAGUCCAACAAACGGGGCUGAAUCGGAGCAGGAGGGAUGGGUGGCAGAGAAUCCCUAUGACCCUCACUACGGAGACGUUCAUUUCUACAGCUACAUCCUCGACUGCUGGGACUGGAGGACUUUCCCUCGGACACGUUUUGCCUCUGAAUAUGGUUUCCAGUCCUGGCCUUCCUUCUCCACUUUGCAGCCAGUUUCCGUUAAAGAAGACUGGAGCUACGACAGUAAUUUCACUUCCCAUCGUCAACACCAUGAAGACGGAAACCAGCAGAUGAUCCAGCAGGCUGCUCUGCACUUCCACCUGCCAAACGCCACAGAUCCCUUGAAGAGAUUUACUGAUACUCUGUAUAUCACUCAGGUCAUGCAGGCCCAGUGUGUGAAGACUCAGACGGAGUUUUAUCGGAGGAGUCGGAGUGAAAUUAUAGAGGGCAAAGGUCACACCAUGGGUGCACUGUACUGGCAGCUCAAUGAUAUUUGGCAGGCGCCUUCCUGGUCGUCGAUUGAGUUUGGUGGGAAGUGGAAAAUGCUGCAUUAUUUUGCACGGAGCUUCUUUGCCGCCGUCCUUCCUGUUGCUUUUGAGGAAGACGACACAUUGUUCAUCUAUGCCAUUUCAGACCUGAGCCGUGACCUGAAGCUGAGGGCUGUGGUGAAUGUGUUCUCCUGGACUGACCUGAAUCCAGUCUGCACGCUAAGCUCAGACAUGCUGCUCGUGCCCGAAGGCAGCGCUGUGGCCAUCUUCAAACAGCCUGUCGCCACCCUGCUGGCAGGAUGUGGAAACUGCACGCGUCUCACCUGCCUUCUCACCUUCCACCUGGAGGACAACAGCAGCCAGCAGGGUCCCACUAACCACCACUUCUUGUGCUCGCCCAAAGAUGCUCAGGGACUCCACAGACCCAACAUUACAGCAAAGGUGCAGGAGAAUAAGAUCGGCUUCACAGUGACCCUCCACUCAGACUCCGUGGCUCCGUUUGUCUGGCUUGAUGUGGGAAACAUCCCCGGACGUUUCAGCUCCAACGGCUUCCUGAUGGUUUCCAGAAACAGGACAGUUGGCUUUAACGCAUGGCGUCCCACCAGUGUUGCAGAGCUUACUGCAUCUCUUACAGUCACAUCUUUAAGGGAUAUUUACUGACCUGAGACCAGCCACCUUUCAUGCUGAGUUUAACUAAACUGCAAAGAGUAAAACAAAAGCAGAGGGAACAGAUGCAGGAACUGUUCACAGGACAUUCAGAUCUCUACUAAAAACACA